Messenger RNA from Closterium sp. Naga37s-1, 1197 nucleotides. The record is from the annotation of a GenBank genome assembly. NCBI's taxonomy places the organism in Eukaryota, Viridiplantae, Streptophyta, Zygnematophyceae, Desmidiales, Closteriaceae.
AUGCGGGAUGGGGAGAUGCGGGAUGGGGAGAUGAGGGAUGGGGAGGCGAGGGAUGGAGAAAUGAGAGACUGGGAGGUGAGGGAUGGGGAGGGAAGGGAUGGGGAGGUGAGGGAUGGGGAGAUGCGGGAUGGGGAGAAGAGGGAUGGGGAGAUGCGGGAUGGGGAGAAGAGGGAUGGGGAGAUGCGGGAUGGGGAGAUGCGGGAUGGGGAGAAGAGGGAUGGUAAGAUGAGAGGCUGGGAGGUGAGGGAUGGGGAAGGGAUGGGGAGGCGGGGAUGGGGAGGCGGGGAUGGGGAGGUGAGGGAUGGGGAGGCGGGGAUGGGGAGGCAGGGAUGGGGAGGUGAGGGAUGGGGAGGUGAGGGAUGGGGAGGGAAGGGAUGGGGAGGUGAGGGAUGGGGAGAUGCGGGAUGGGGAGAAGAGGGAUGGGGAGAUGCGGGAUGGGGAGAUGCGGGAUGGGGAGAAGAGGGAUGGGGAGAUGCGGGAUGGGGAGAUGCUGGAUGGGGAGAUGAAGGAUGGGGAGAUGAGGGAUGGGGAGGUGAGGGAUGGGGAGAUGAUAGACUGGGAGGUGAGGGAUGGGGAGGGAAGGGAUGGGGAGGGAAGGGAUGGGGAGGCGGGGGAGGGAAGGGAUGGGGAGGCGGGGAUGGGGAGUUGAGGGAUGGGGAGAUGCGGGAUGGGGAGAUGAGGGAUGGGGAGAUGAGGGAUGGGGAGGCGAGGCAUGGGGAGAUGAGAGACUGGGAGGUGAGGGAUGGGGAGGGAAGUGAUGGGGAGGUGAGGGAUGGGGAGGUGAGGGAUGGAGAGGGAAGGGAUGGGGAGGCGGGGAUGGGGAGGCGAGGGGCCGGGGGAUUCGCGUGGGCGACGGAGGGAAGUGAGCGUGUGCGGAGUACGGGCAGUGAGCGUGGGCGACGGAUGGGGGGAGUGCGUGUGCGGCGUGGAGGGGAGAGCGUGGGCGACGAGAGGGAAUCGCGUGGCCGAGCGAGGAGGAGUGAUGGUCUCCCCUCAAGGGGAGUGAGCGUGUGCGACGGAGGGGACCUUCGUGACAGGUGGGGAGUGAGAGAACGCGGUGAGAGGGAGAGAGCGUGGGCGGCGGACGGAGCGUAUUCGCGCGCGACGGGAGGGAGUGCGCGCGAAUACAAAGCUGCGGGGAGGAGGAGAUGGGGUGAGGCGGAGAUGCGGGAGGCAGUGUGCGACGGGAGGGAAUAG